AUGAGUCGGCAGGACGCCCAAACGGAUCGCUGGCUCGAAAUCAGCGUCGAGCUACCCUCAGAGUUCGCGGAACCGGUCACCCAUCUCUUCUCGCGUUAUAGCGACGAGCGUGUGUUCGUUUCGCAAUCCGGCGAUUGGGAUGCAGACGAGGUCGGCCCCGACUACACUCCCACCGACGAUGUCACGGUAUUUUGCUAUCUGAAAAUCGACGACACAGUUAAAACCCGCAAGGGCAUGAUCGAAAUCGGUCUGCGACUCAUGUCCGAACUCGCCGAUGUGUCGCCACAUCAAGAGCGAGUCGUAACCGCCGACGAAUGGUCGAACCAGACAUUCCCAACCAUCCGCGUCGGCAACCGGAUCGUCAUAUCCCCGUCGGCCCUCGAUCACGAAAUGCCGGACGAACCGCCAACCGACGAUGUCCACGUCUACCUAUCGCCAGGGCUGGCAUUUGGCACCGGCAACCAUCCCACAACCCGCCUCUGCUUAAACCAGAUCGUCGCUGAAGCCGACUCGGGUGAUCUGUCCGGCAGCCGAAUCCUCGAUGUUGGAUGUGGGUCCGGAGUCCUAUCCAUCGUCGCUUUGAAGAUGGGCGCCUCCGAAGCUUGGUGUGUUGACAUCGACGAAACCGCUGUCCGGGCCGUCCGCGACAAUCUCAUCAUGUCAGGCGUCUCCGAAAACUCCCACGUUGUCGAAGGCUCGAUACCUAACCCUGAUCUGCCGAAUAUCAAGUUCGACUAUGUAUUCGCAAACAUCACUUCUCGGGUUCUGAUCGACCUCGCCGAACCCAUCGUCGGCCAUGCCAAAUCUGGAGGCGUCAUCUUGGUUUCCGGCAUCAUGAACGAACAGAUCGAAACGGUCGAGGAAGCAUUUUUGAACGCCGGACCGCUAUCUAUCACCGACACCAAACAAGAAGGCGAUUGGAUGAUGUUGCGGAUGAUCAAAACCAGCGACUCGUAG
Messenger RNA from Geodia barretti, 957 nucleotides. NCBI's taxonomy places the organism in Eukaryota, Metazoa, Porifera, Demospongiae, Tetractinellida, Geodiidae. The record is from the annotation of a GenBank genome assembly.